This is a messenger RNA of Aureobasidium musti, 552 nucleotides long. The record is from the annotation of a GenBank genome assembly. NCBI's taxonomy places the organism in Eukaryota, Fungi, Ascomycota, Dothideomycetes, Dothideales, Saccotheciaceae.
AUGGCCCUCCAGGCCCGAUCUACAAGUAAUCCCCCUUCUAGAUAUCCAUUUCAGCAAGACGCUGACGAGCCUAGAUACCUCACUACUGAAGAUCUCGAAAGCUUCCGUAUCAACCUUGUAAAGACACGCGAAAUGACAGCAGUUAUCGAGGCUGCUUUCCAGCAACUCAACACCCAGAUCCACAGCAUCAACACCAGCGGACCCGUGUCCACUACCAUCGACCCUAUCAAGAGAGAGAUUCGCAAAUGCAAGGAGGUUGUUGACUCUGCUAUGGAGACUGCUCGCACUCAGGAGGAGGCCUCGAGGGUUCUGAUCGAACAAGGUCGCUUUGGUGACGCACUCACUGCCAUCAACGAGGGACUGAUUGUCAUUGGCGAACUGAAGAAACCACUCAUCGGGAUUCGCGAUCAACUCAAGAAUCUCAGUUCCAAGGGUCGCACCAUUGUCACUGAAAGUCUUCGUCAGAUGGGCUUCGACAAGGAGGUUGAAGCUUGGGAUACCAGUGUAACCGAAUGGACUGGACGUAUGGUCCUUCCUACCUGGAAACUCUAG